AUGCAGAAUCUUACAAAUAAACUGUCCAGUCUAUUUGGAAUAUCCAGCAAGGAAUCUGAAGAGAUGAUUAAAAACACGCUUAAAUCGGCUACACCAGAAGAAGACCUACUGGAGUUACUUGGAGACUCUUCCAUAGGAGAUAUUAUAGAGCUUCUUGAAAAGCACAAGAAAAAACCAAAGCCUUUUAUGCCUGUGCAUCAAGUAGUAAGCAUAGAGGAAACACUUGACAAAAUAUUUGCAUCAAAGAUUAAGCAGGUGUCAACAGACUACUAUGACGAGUAUAUCCUAGAGUCACCUGCACCCAGCCCACCAAUUGAAAAAGUGUCAGUUAAGGAAAUUUCUGAAGCAUAUAGAAGUGUAUUUAGCUCACAGUACAAAGAGUUCAAUCAUGUGCAGUCCUCUGUGUUUGAAAGUGUCUAUAGAGCAAAAGAGAAUACGCUUAUAUGUGCGCCAACGGGGGCAGGAAAAACAGAUAUAGCACUUCUUUCCAUUGUAAAACAGCUAGAAAGCGGGGCUUCUUCAGACAAAAACAAGAUAAUAUAUAUUGCCCCAAUGAAGGCCCUCGCAUCUGAAAUAACCAGUAAGUUUAAGCGCAGGCUUCCUGUUCAGGUCAACGAAUACACUGGAGACAUGGACUUGACACAAUCAGAGCUAGAAAAAAGCGUUGUGCUGGUGUGCACGCCUGAGAAAUACGAUGUGGCUACGCGUAAAAUAUCCUCGUUUCUCUUGCGGCACACAUCUCUUAUAAUUCUUGAUGAAAUUCACAUUCUGAACGACACAAGAGGGCCUACAAUUGAGGCCAUUGUGAGCAGGCUGAAGCUAAUAUCUGAAAGACUCCAGAAGCAGAUCCGCAUUGUUGGUAUAUCUGCAACACUCCCAAAUCCAAAGGAUAUUGCAAAGUUUCUUGCGGUAGCCAGAAAGCACCUACACGUGUUUGGGCCUGGGGAUAGGCCUGUUCCAAUUACAUACUCAGUAAUAGGCACAAGAAAAAAUGUAGAUGUGACAGCAGAUAACGUGACAAAACGGCUAGACACGCGCGAAAAGAUGAUCAAUGUUUUGAAAGAGAAAGUGGAUAAGGUGCUAGGUGAGCACCAGCAGGUGAUCGUGUUUGUGCACACCCGAGGAAACACUCUAACCAUUGCAAAUGUGCUUUCUGAAGAUGUUGAGCCAGAUGAGAUGCUGGCGCAGGAGGCAGAGAAUGCAGGGAUAGUUGGUGAGAUGAAAGAGGUUUACUCAAGACGAAUGUUUAUUCACAAUGCAGGGCUUCCCCGAAAUAUUAGAGAGUUUGCUGAGAAAGCAUUUAGAAGCAGAAAAAUAAAAGUUUUGGUGAGUACAUCUACGCUGGCGUGGGGUGUAAACUUGCCUGCGCGUGCAGUGAUUAUAUUUGGCACGGAGAUAUACAGUGCUGAAAGAGGUGGGCUCAUCAAUAUAGACAUAUUGAACAUCCAGCAGAUGUUUGGAAGAGCAGGCAGGCCGCAGUAUGACACAAUUGCAGAAGGCACACUGAUCACAGACCACAAAUCGCUUCCGAUGUAUGUUCGGAUGCUGCGGGUAGAGGACCCAAUUGAGAGUGACUUAUUGAAAACUCUGCCUGAAAAGCUGUCAUCUGAAAUAUAUUUGCGAAAUAUAAAGAACCAGGAAGAUGCAAUUCGGUGGUUUAAAACCACUUUUUUGUAUAUUCGAAUGAACAGAGUGCCUGAGAAGUAUGGAAUUACUCCUCGCCACAUUCCUGGACUCAUAUCUGACUACAUUCUUCUUUCUUUCAACCGACUGCGCGAGCUCAAACUUAUUAGAGAGUGCGAGGGCAGCCAGAUCACACUCAUUACAGACCUAGGCCGUAUAAUCAGCCAUUACUUUUUGUCAGAGGCAACUCUUGUGGAGUGGGAUGGCCUUCCAAGAGACGCGCCUGUCAUAGAAUAUCUGGCAAGAACUGACGAGUAUAAGAAUAUUUUACUGCGUAGUGACGAUAGAAAGGGCCUUGGCAUAAGAAAUGACGAAGAGGAGCUAACAAAAGAAAAAAAAGUUGAGUUGUUAAUUGCUAUGCACAUCCAGAAUAGAAACCCAAAAGGGCACUCUCUGGUGAUAGACAAGCGCUGUAUUAUGGAGAAUAUUGACAGACUUCUGAAUGGCCUGAUAGAGUACUUUCUCUACAGCCGGCAGUAUUGCAAUGCAUACAAGGCACUUUGUCUACAGAAGCAGCUGAUGAAAGGAAUCAAGACAGAGAUAAUGGAGAUAGACGUAGUAAACAAAAACGACAGACUACUUUUCAGCAAGCCCAUCUCUGGAUAUAUUGUCAUAAAGCAUAAAAACAAGCUUGUGAAAAUGCUGAAAAUUGACCAAGAGAAAGACUGUUAUAUGACACAUAACACAAAUAAGGUUAUGGGAAUCUCCAAGAUACCAGGCAAAGAGGUAUUUUUUGGCCGACUAGAGAUAACACCUGUAAGAAUGUAUUCAGAUGAUGAGCUGUGGGUGGUAGAUAGCUCCCUGUGCAAAAUUGCUGGAUACAUGAUAGAGUAUGCAGGAUGCGAAGACGCAGAUGCAGCAGAGAACAGCACAGCUGAUGACAGAAAAAUACAAUUUAAAAGGCCAGACAACAUAAUAGUAGAAGAGAUUCCAAACACAUCAUAUAAAGAGAUACAGGCAAUAACUAGGCAUCUUAUAUAUGAAAGGAUUAAGGAAGCUCAAAAAAAAAGAAGAGACCGAAUAAUAAUUGUAGUGAAAAAUGAGGCAGAUGAAGAAGAGUAUGUUGCAGAGUACCAGAAGAUGUCAUUUAUUGACAAUGUAUCUUUUGAAAAGCACCCGAACUGUUUUUCUUCUACAAAUGGAAUACAGCGUGUCAGCAAGCAGACUAAUGACUCCUGGACUAUAGGCGUAUGUGCAGUUGACAAGCUGAAGCUAGCACAUAGCAAGUACAGUGCAAACAUGUAUAUAUUCAGUGGAUUCACCAAGAACCGCAUGAUAUUACCAGAGUCCAUACUAAAAAUGAUUAAUACAAAGGUAAUAAUCUACGAAAAGCCAAAUGUUGCAGAUUACAUUAAGCUAAGGUAUAUGUAG
Nematocida ausubeli is the source of this 3054-nucleotide messenger RNA. RefSeq lists its product as uncharacterized. The transcript has a single exon. The record is from RefSeq and is a predicted model, not a curated record. The coding region runs from base 1 to 3054 and encodes 1017 amino acids. Gene Ontology annotation, cellular component: nucleus. Gene Ontology annotation, molecular function: nucleic acid binding; ATP binding; ATP hydrolysis activity. NCBI's taxonomy places the organism in Eukaryota, Fungi, Microsporidia.